This is a messenger RNA of Puntigrus tetrazona (Sumatra barb), 3052 nucleotides long. It is a transcript of the gene ptx3b, whose product is annotated as pentraxin 3, long b. The record is from RefSeq and is a predicted model, not a curated record. Gene Ontology annotation, biological process: innate immune response. Lineage: Eukaryota; Metazoa; Chordata; Actinopteri; Cypriniformes; Cyprinidae. The coding region runs from base 218 to 1564 and encodes 448 amino acids. The transcript has 3 exons. Gene Ontology annotation, molecular function: complement component C1q complex binding.
CAUUUGAGUACAUCACAUAUGCUGCCCACCUCCAACAAAGUAUUACUCACGCUGUGACAGCCCUGCUCUGUGUUGUGUUUAAAAGAGCUUGCUCAGCCUCAUGUACGUUCAGUGGGCUGACACAUGAGGGACGGCGACUGUGUAACAACACAGGAACAACCACAAGGCAUCUUAGUGGCUGUGGAACAUCUGAUUUACUUCAAAAUAAUCUGAUUACAUGCUGGGGCAGACUAACAUACACACCAGCAUUAACAUCAGAAUGUAUGUGCCCGGGGCCAUGCUGGCCCUCUGCCUGCCCUGCUUUUUGAGUGGGAAUGUGUUUGGUUAUGAAUAUGGAGAGGAUUACUCUGAUUCCUACUAUAAUGAAAUCUCCAAUGGUGAACGUCUGCAAAGAGCUACACAAAUUCCCUGUCCGCCUCAGGACCUCUCACGCUGGGACAAACUUUUCAUCAUGUUGGAGGACUCUCAAAUGAAGCACAACAUGCUUAUGCAGCAGAAUGAAGACAUGGUAAAGGCAGAGAUGGAAUCUGUACGGAAGGAGCUCCAUAAGCUUAACAACAACAAAGCAUGCGUCCAAGCCUCAGAAAACACCUGUAAAUGUAUAAGUGAACAGAUGAACCGAAAUCUGAACCAAGCCAUGGAGCAGCUCAGAGAAGCAGCAGAUACGUAUCAAGCCCAAAACAACGAAACACUGCAGCAGCUCAUUCAGUUCAGCAGGAACCAGGCCACCCGUCUCACCAAACUGGAUCGCAGCUCACUGCUGGGGGCCGGUCUGGGGCAAGUGGCCAUGAAGUCCUUCUCCACUUAUCCAAAAGAACAAGAAGCAAGCAAUGCAGAUGCAGGGAAGCUGGAGAGAGCACUUAUGGCUACUGUUGCGGAUCUCCAAAGGGUACAUGCCCAGCUGGCCUUUUUCCAACGGGCAACGGCACACCGCUUUCUGCCCUCAGGCUGUGAAAUGGCUUUAUUAUUCCCAAUGCGCUCCAAGCACAUCUUCGCAGAGGUAACACCCUCCAUGUCCAUGUUCCUAAACUCGUUCACCAUCUGUCUGUGGGCCAAAGUGACUCAGUCGCUAAAUAAAACAGUGCUUUUCUCUUACGGAACCAAGAAAAACCCUCAAGAGCUCCAGCUUCUUUUGGCAAGACGCUCGGUGCUCCUCACAGUGGGUGGUGAGACCCAUCUAGUGGAAGCUCACAGCGUAGUAGCAGAUGGACAGUGGGGACACUUCUGUGCAGCUUGGAGCUCAGAGGAGGGGCUGGCCGCUUUAUGGGUGAAUGGAGAGAAUGUUGCCAGAGUGCACGGAGUAGCCGAAGACUACGUAUUGCCCAGUAAUGGGUUCGUUCUGCUCGGGCAAGAGCGCAGCCGCUCGGGUAUCUACAAAGACCUGGACUCAUCGGUUGCGUUCACAGGAAAAAUGACAGGAGUGAACAUGUGGGAUCACGUGCUGGAAGCAGGGAGGAUUAAAGAGUAUGCCAAUCAAGACGGAUCAUGUGAUAAGAUUGGGAAUGUGAUUGGAUGGGGUGUGUCAGAGAUCAAUCCACAUGGUGGCUCUCAAUAUAUCAACUGAGACUGCACCUGUAUUAAGUAAUAUUACAUUGCAUAUCAUCAAUGAUUUUGUAUUUACCUUCUUUUCAUUCCAAAUGCAAAGCACUGCUUAAAGGAGUAGUUCUGCCAAAACAUCAAACUUGCCGUUUACUCAUGCUCAGGCCGUCCAAGAUUCUUCAGUACAAAAGAAAAUUUUCAGUCGAACCUAUGAUCCCUGGUGGUUCAUUAAAUGCAGAUCAAGAGAAAAAAAAAGAAAAAGACAAAAUGAAUGCCAUGGCUGCUAAUGAUAUAUUGAGGUUUUCAGAAUUCAUUAUUUUUUUCUGUAACCAUUUUUUUUACUGACAGUACCCAUUAACCUAUAUUUGAUGAGUAUAACACAUAGAAACAUGGUUACAAACAACUAAAAAUCUUCAGUACUGUCAAAAGCAUCUUGAAUGGCUUGACAAUGUUUAAUUUUUGAGCAAACUAUUUCUUUAAAGAGAUAAUCUUCAUAAAAAUAAUAUUUCUAUCAUCAUACACACCCUUAUGUCAUAGGCCUAUAUUUUGGAUCGUUUGCCCAUGUAAUGAAAUCCAAUGGGGUACAAUGGAAUUUUAUUGUAGAGUUAAAAACAUCUGAAACAUUCUCCAAAAUAUCCAACAUACACAAGAAAUAAAAUCAAGCAUGUUUAGAAUUAAAUAAUGAAGGAUGAAUGAUGAUGCAAAUUUCAUUUCUGGAUGAUGAUCUCUUUAACAUUAAAACACUGUACACCAAGCCAAUUAAAAUAGUUUAAUAUUGUGUAUUUUUUAACCUCUUAAGACCCAUGAAAAGAGUUUUAUAAUUUUUUGUUUUAAUUUAAUUGUUUAGAGUAGUAAAAAUAAUCUGCAAAAAAAACAAGGAUUUUUAAUCCAUAGUUUAUGUCCUUGUUUGAGGACAUCGGGACCCAAUUUCUUUAAAAUAAUGAAAAUACAUGAAUGGGAUUAAAUUCACCAAUACACUUUUAGUUUUUAAGUUAUUUUUUGUUUACCAAACUUUGUAUAAAGAAGACUCUCAACUUUGAUAUAACAUAAGUAUUCGAUAUACCAUUUUUCUUUGGCAAAAUUUGCGUAAAAUGGUCAUAGACAGGUUUUCUCACUACAUACAAUGUAUCUAUAAACUACAUUGAAUUUGCAUCUUAAUGUGUUUUGGGGGCAACAUAUCAUGAAAAAAGAAGUGUAAUAAUGGGAGUCAUAAUUGACAAGAAUUUCAUAAAAAUGUGUAAUAUUUAUUAGAACAAGGAGACCAUGGUGAAACAUCCAAUCAUUUGGUAUCUCUAAAAAGCCCUGAAUGUGCUCUGUACAGGACAUCCAGACUCAAAACUGUGACAUGUACAGUCUCAGAGAAAUUCAACAAAAUAUAAAUGUCCUCAUCUGAGGCCGCAGGGUCUUAAGAGGUUAAUUAUUAUUAUUUUACUUUUUAGCGGAGAAUUCCAUUACCAUGUAAAUAAAUUAGGUACACGAGUAAAGAGCUAAUAAAUUCGAGUGGUGUGGUUCA